Oncorhynchus nerka (sockeye salmon) is the source of this 2749-nucleotide messenger RNA. Its product is annotated as replication protein A 70 kDa DNA-binding subunit-like. Gene Ontology annotation, molecular function: single-stranded telomeric DNA binding; damaged DNA binding. The coding region runs from base 123 to 2060 and encodes 645 amino acids. Gene Ontology annotation, biological process: telomere maintenance via telomerase; meiotic cell cycle; double-strand break repair via homologous recombination. Gene Ontology annotation, cellular component: nucleus; DNA replication factor A complex. Lineage: Eukaryota; Metazoa; Chordata; Actinopteri; Salmoniformes; Salmonidae. The record is from RefSeq and is a predicted model, not a curated record. The transcript has 18 exons.
ACAUUUGGCGCCACAGACACAACACGGAGGAAGCGCUGUCACUGUAGAAGUGAGAUUGUCCUCUCCGAGUUCGCUUUAAAACGUACAUUUUCACUCUACAUAGCUAUAAACUCAGCUUCAACAUGAAUAACAUGCUGACAAAGGGAGCUAUAGAGGAUUUAACCAAAGGCUCUAAUAAUUUACCGAACCCCAUUCUUCAAUUAGUGAACAUCCGUAAAAUUGAUGGAGGCAGUGGACCAGCCCGCUUUCGUCUGAUGAUGAGUGAUGGACAGCACUCAAUGUCCUCGUUCAUGCUCUCCACCCAACUCAACUCAAUGGCUGAGGACAACCGACUGGCCCCAAACUGUAUCUGUCAGCUGAAGAGGAAUGUGACCAAUGUCCUAAAGGAUGGACGGCAUGUGGUGGUCAUAUUAGACAUGGAGGUGGUGAAGUCUGCUGAUGAGGUGGCUGGAAAGAUCGGAGAGCCCACGCCUUACGUGGAAGGUCAGAGUAAAGCCCCACAGUCAGCCCCCAAUCCCUCAGUCCACCCCCUGCAGCCCCAGAAUGGAAAUUAUGGCACCAUGAACAAAGGUCCCAGCAGGGAGUUUGGGGGGAAGAAGGCCAUGCCUCUGCCUGCAAUGCCCAGCACUCCUGGGGGAUCCUCCAAAGUCGUGCCCAUUGCCAGCCUCAACCCCUACCAGUCAAAGUGGACCAUCCGAGCACGUGUCACCAACAAGAGCGGCAUCCGCACCUGGAGCAACUCUCGUGGGGAUGGCAAGCUGUUCUCUAUGGAGAUUGUGGAUGAAAGUGGAGAGAUCAGAGUGACUGCCUUUACCCAGGAGGUGGACAAGUUCUACAGCAUCAUCGAGACUGGCAAGGUGUUCUACAUCUCCAAGGGAUCACUGAAGAUCGCCAACAAGCAGUACUCGUCCCUGAAGAAUGACUAUGAGAUGACCCUAAAUGGAGAAUCCACCAUCAUCCCCUGUGAGGACACCCAGGACGUACCCAUGGUGCAGUGCAACUUCAUCUCCAUCGCUGACCUGGAGGCCCGAGAAAAGGACGCCAUUUUGGAUGUGAUUGGAGUGUGUAAGAGCGUGGCUGACGUGACCCGCCUCACCACCAAGAACAACCGUGAGGUCUCCAAGAGGACGCUCAACCUGAUGGACCAGUCUGGUAAACUGGUGGAGGUCACCCUGUGGGGAGAGGAGGCAGAGAACUUUGAUGGAUCUGGGCAGCCCAUCUUGGCCAUCAAAGGGGCCAAGCUGUCGGACUAUGGGGGAAGAUCUCUGUCUGCUUCGUUCAGCAGCACCGUCAUGGUCAACCCCGACAUCCCUGAGGCAUACAAGCUGCGGGGCUGGUAUGACAAGGAGGGCCACUCUAUGGAUGGCCAGUCUCUGACGGAGGCGAGGACAGGUGGAGGAGGAGGGAACACCAACUGGAAGACCCUGACUGACAUCAAGACGGAGCACCUCGGACACGGAGACAAGGCAGACUACUUCAGCUGCAUCGCCACCAUAGUGUACAUCCGUAAGGAGAACUGUCUGUACCAGGCGUGCCCUAGUCAGGACUGCAGUAAGAAGGUGGUGGACCAGCAAAACGGCAUGUUCCGCUGUGAGAAGUGUGACAAAGAGUUCCCCAACUUCAAGUACCGACUCAUCCUCUCUGCCAACAUAGCAGACUACGGGGACAACCAGUGGGUGACCUGCUUCCAGGAGAGUGCUGAAGCCAUCCUGGGACAGAACGCUGCUUACCUAGGGCAACUCAAAGACUCGAAUGAAGCUGCCUUCGAGGAGAUCUUUCAGCAGGCCAACUUCCACACGUUCAUCUUCCGCAACAGAGUCAAGCUGGAGACCUACAAUGAACAAAAGGAACAUUUAUUGUGUAACUGGGAGUCUCGUGAGUGCAAACAUCCGAAGAUCAUCACAGGACGAGUCCCGGAUCAAGGCCACGGUGAUGGAGGUGAAACCUGUGGACCACAAGGAGUACAGCAAGAGACUCAUCAUGAACAUCAGGAAGAUGGCUGCCACCCAAUAAGAAGGAUCGCUUUGCCCCUUCGGCUACAUACACGCUCUUUCCUCUGAUCUGUAGCUGCAGCUCUUCCCAACCUGCCAGGCUGACUGUGAACCAGUCUUACGUUCCAUCCCAAAUGGCACCCUAUCCCGUAUGUAGUAGUGCACUACACGGGGAAUUGCGUGCCAUUUCAGACGCAAUCUAAAAUGUCACUCUUCUAUACUUUUUUAUUUUUUUAUUGAGCUGUGUCCAUGUACCGAACUUUGAAUAUGUUUUUUUAUGCUUAAUGUACUGGUAUUUUGUUUUCUUGGACCAACCAGUAAUCUAGAGAGAGUGCUGCUGGGGCAGUAUUAUAUCUGUGUCUUCUGAAACUGCUGACGUUUUGGGUGGUGGAUAAAAUGGAACCACAGAGGGAUUUUGGAGGAGGAGGGCUGGAGACUCAGAUGGGACGGUCUUAACCACAGAAAUCAUUGUUGUGUGGUCUGUCGUAAGUCGGACGUGUGUAUUGUAUAAGUAGAGGGGGUCUGUGCUGUAGCUAGCUCCCACCGUUACUAUGCCUGGCCUGGACCUGCCCAUUCACUCUCACUCACAGAGCAGGCAGACUUCUGGAGAUGCUCUUCACUGUAUUUAUGUAGAUGCAUGGUUGACCUUUUGACAUUAACUUCAUUAUCUCUUAAGUUAAAAUAUUUUGGACAUUUUUCUUUACAUCUAUUAGGUCAGUUGAUUGCAUAAAAAUAAACCUGUUUGUGAUCAAACGCGA